Ixodes scapularis (black-legged tick) is the source of this 510-nucleotide messenger RNA. RefSeq lists its product as uncharacterized. Bases 1 to 510 code for a protein of 169 amino acids. The transcript is spliced from 4 exons. Gene Ontology annotation, biological process: symbiont-mediated perturbation of host defenses. Gene Ontology annotation, molecular function: amine binding. Lineage: Eukaryota; Metazoa; Arthropoda; Arachnida; Ixodida; Ixodidae. The record is from RefSeq and is a predicted model, not a curated record.
AUGUACCGAACACACGCACAAAAUACAGAUGAUGAUGUCCGUACCUGCGUCUACGUAGAAAUGAUGGAGAAAGUAGAGGGUGGUGUAUACAAGUUUGAGCAGGGAUAUACACUUGGAAAUGACAGUGAAACACUAACAAUUGAGACGUUGUAUGCAAGUACAUAUAAGACUGCGAUAAUUACUACGGAGCGUCAGAAAGACAACGCAAUGCGUGUGCAUAAAGAUCCUAAUUCCACAACGGGGUCGGAGUACCAGCUCAUUUUCUCUGACUAUGAAAAAUGUGAUAUCCUUCGUGUACUUCAUGGAAAUGGGGGUGCCGAUUGCGAGCUUUAUGUUCACGACGCAGUUGUUGAUGACGGGGGACUUUCUGCUUGUGAGGAUAUGUAUGAGGAUGCCUGUGGAGGCGAUGACUGGAGGUACGCGGAACUGGUGUACCAUGAGUCAUGCAAAACUCAAACUGCAGCUGCAACAGCAGCCCCCUCAACCACAGCAGUUCCUCCGGAAUGCUGA